GUUUGUCUUGUUCCGCCGCCUCCAGAGCAGGGAAGAGUUUCUUGCUCAGAAGCCCGAAUACAAUGAAUUCUGACUCCAGCUCUGUCUCCAGCAGAGCUUCCUCGCCAGACAUGGAUGAGAUGUACCUGAGAGACCACCACCAUCACCACCACCACCACCACCACCAAGACAACCGCCUCAACUCCGUCUCCUCCACCCAAAACGACCUGGUGCAGAAGAUGUCCGGGGAAGGCCUCUCCAGGAACGGUUCCAAGGCCGGUGGAGAAGGCAGCAAGUACAAAAUCAAGAAGCAGCUCUCGGAGCAGGACCUGCAGCAGCUGAGGCUGAAGAUCAACGGGCGGGAACGUAAGAGGAUGCACGACCUCAACCUGGCCAUGGACGGGCUGCGGGAGGUGAUGCCCUACGCCCACGGACCUUCCGUCAGGAAACUCUCCAAAAUCGCCACCCUCCUGCUAGCCAGAAACUAUAUCCUGAUGCUCACCAGCUCCUUGGAGGAGAUGAAGAGGCUGGUGGGGGAAAUCUACGGGGGUCACCACUCGGCCUUUCACUGCGGCACGGUGGGACACUCCGCCGGCCACCCGCCCCACGCCACCGCCGGGACCGUCCAUCAGGUGCACCCCAUCCUCGGCAGUGCCUUGUCCUCCGCCAACACCUCCUCUUCCCUCUCCGCCUCCCUGCCGGCCAUCGGUACCAUCCGACCCCCCCAUUCCCUCCUCAAGACCCCCUCUACCCCCCCUGCCUUGCAGCUGGGCAGCGGUUUCCAGCACUGGGCUGGUUUACCCUGCCCUUGUACCAUCUGCCAGAUGCCCCCC
Calidris pugnax (ruff) is the source of this 812-nucleotide messenger RNA. RefSeq names its product oligodendrocyte transcription factor 3 (gene OLIG3). The transcript has a single exon. Lineage: Eukaryota; Metazoa; Chordata; Aves; Charadriiformes; Scolopacidae. The record is from RefSeq and is a predicted model, not a curated record. Gene Ontology annotation, molecular function: protein dimerization activity. The annotation marks the transcript as partial.